Fusarium oxysporum Fo47 is the source of this 3661-nucleotide messenger RNA. RefSeq lists its product as uncharacterized. Gene Ontology annotation, cellular component: membrane. NCBI's taxonomy places the organism in Eukaryota, Fungi, Ascomycota, Sordariomycetes, Hypocreales, Nectriaceae. Bases 31 to 3525 code for a protein of 1164 amino acids. Gene Ontology annotation, biological process: carbohydrate transport; regulation of DNA-templated transcription; DNA-templated transcription. Gene Ontology annotation, molecular function: DNA binding; zinc ion binding; carbohydrate:proton symporter activity. The transcript is spliced from 12 exons. The record is from RefSeq and is a predicted model, not a curated record.
GGCUCAAGUCUCCACUGAUUCUUUGACAAUAUGGACUACAAAGCUGAUGAGAAGGUCGCUGUUGACCAUGGUGAUGAGAUUCAUGACGCUCAUGUCGCGGUUCAGCUUGCGCAUGAUGUUGAGAAUCAGAAGCUGUCGCCAUGGACGCCUCGUAUGUUCAGGUUGUACUUCAUCCUGGCUUGCGCAUACCUCUGCGGUUGCUUGAACGGAUAUGACGGUAGUCUUCUCGGUGGUAUCAACGGUAUGAAGGCAUACCAACGCUACUUCAACAUGUCUUCUGAGGGCUCUACGACCGGUAUCAUCUUUGCGAUGUACAACAUCGGUUCCAUUGCCGCCGUGUUCUUCACCGCUCCCGUAAACGAUUUCUUCGGCCGAAGAUGGGGCAUGUUCACCGGCGCCAUCAUAGUCAUCAUCGGAACAUGUGUCCAAGCUACAUCCACCGGACGAGGUCAAUUCCUCGGCGGUCGCUUCAUCCUCGGCUUCGGUGUCAGCUUCUGCUGUGUCUCCGCCCCUUGCUACGUUAGCGAGAUGGCGCAUCCCAACUGGCGAGGCACCAUUACUGGUCUGUACAACUGUACCUGGUACAUCGGUAGCAUCAUCGCUAGUUGGGUCGUCUACGGCUGCAGUUACGUCGAUGGUGACAUUGCCUGGAGAAUUCCCAUUUGGUGCCAGAUGAUUACCUCUGGUAUCGUUGCGCUUGGCGUUCUGUGGCUGCCUGAGUCUCCACGAUGGCUCAUCGCUCAGGACAGAGUUGAGGAUGCUGUCCAAGUUCUUGCCACGUACCAUGGUGAGGGUGAUGAGAACCAUCCGAUGGUUGUGUUGCAGAUCAAGGAGAUGUCGAACCAAAUUGCUGCUGAUGCUACUGAUAAGUCUUGGUGGGAUUAUCGUGGGCUCUGGAACACCCAUAGUGCGCGACGCCGACUUAUUGGUGUCUUGGGAAUGGCUGUCUUUGGCCAAGUCAGUGGAAACAGUUUGAGCUCUUAUUAUCUCCCCGUCAUGCUGAAGCAAGCCGGCAUCACCAACGAAAAGAAGGUCUUGGCUCUGAACGGCAUCAACCCUGUGCUCUGCUUCUUCGGUGCUAUUCUCGGAGCGCGUCUCACUGAUGUUAUCGGUCGCCGACCUCUUCUGAUCUACUCAAUCAUCUUCUGCUCAUGCUGUUUCGCCGUCAUUACCGGCACCAGCAAGCUCUCCCUCGACCAACCCGACAACGCCUCCGCUGCCAACGCCACUGUUGCCAUGAUCUUCAUCUUCGGUAUCGUCUUCUCUUUCGGUUGGACUCCUCUACAGUCAGCAUACAUCGCUGAAUGCUUGUCCACCGACAUUCGAGCCAAGGGUACUGCCGUCGGUAACCUUGCUAGUUCAAUCGCCUCGACCAUUAUCCAGUACAGCAGUGGUCCCGCUUUCCAGGACAUCGGUUACUACUUCUACCUAGUGUUUGUCUUUUGGGAUCUGUUUGAAGCUGUAUUUAUCUACUUCUUCUUCCCCGAGACGAAGGAUCGUACUCUUGAGGAAUUGUCCGAGGUGUUUGAGGCACCCAACCCUGUGAAGAAGAGUCUUCAGAAGAGGGAUGCUCAGACUGUUAUGAACACUCUGAAUGUGACGGGAGAUGCGAAGCUUGCGGGAGAGCUCCAAAGCAGUGACCAACCAGAAAGAUGUCCCGACUUCAGUGUUUCAGACCCUCAAUUGAUCAAGGAAGUGACCAAUCGGUCAAGUGCGACGCUUGUCGUACCCGCAAGACAAGGUUGGGUGAUCUACCAGAAACUUGACAGCUUGGCUGAUAGCGAUAGAUGCGAUGGAAACAAUCCUUGCGCAACAUGUGCGUCGAUCGGCCAUGAUUGCACCUAUGGGUCUGAAGCCAACUCGAGGAGCAAGAACGAUCUGAUCCUAGAAAGUGUUCUGCGGGUCGAGAAAACCCUACAUGAGUUAAGAUCUGCCAUCCCGGCCGGUGUUCAACUUGCCAACUCACCCCAAACAAAUCGCACCAACUCGUUCUCGGGUUCCUCGCCAGAUCUGAAUCUCCGUCGGCAGAGUCAUGCGAUUCAAACACCGACCAGUCAAGACCAACGUGAGAAUGUCAACAACUUUGAGAAUGCGGUCUUGGACUCUAUGCAUACUUCGACAACUGAGUCGAUACUCCAAUGGCCUCACUUUGAUGUCUUUCCACUGCUUCGACAUGAUGGAGACUCGAUCUUCUAUCUUGAACAGGCACGACCACCGCUAGCAGUUGCAUCAAACCCCAUGUAUCCAUACGUUGACGCGGAAGACAUAACCUCGAUGUUGGAGGCGUUCGAACGAAACAUCAACUUCUGGUACCCUUCUAUGUCACAAGAACAACUGGGCAAUUUACGUGCGACACUUCAAACCGGAAUGCCUUCAGAGGAUACAGUUCACUCUUGUCUUUGUUUACUCACCUUGGCUUUAGGAUGUGCAAGUCAAGCUGCCGAAGACCUUCGUUUUACAGCUGAGCCCGAUGCAGCAGAGAAAGACAGAAGACUUCGGAAGCGGAAGCUGGGUGACAUCUAUUUUCAACUGGCUCUAAAGAAGCUCCACGUUGCCCAUCUGCAAGUUGACUCUGAAAGCACCCAGUGCCUCUUCUUCACAGCUCUUUACUUCGCCUCUUUGGUCCGGCCACUUCAGGCUUGGGAGUAUCUCAGUGCUACAGCGACGAGAUGCAUGUUGCUUCUUUCCUAUCCUCCCAACACGCAUGACGACGAGGCUGAAGAACGCAUCAGAAGGAUAUUCUGGUCAUGCUACAUUCUAGAAAGUGACUAUAUGGCUGAGCUCUCAGCAUGUCCUCCGUCAGGAAUCGCUCGCGUCGAGUCUUCUAUCCCACUACCAAGCACAUAUCACACGCACCCGUCCGAAAUUGUAGAAGAGGAAUCAUCUCUCUACUUCUUGGCCUGUAUCAGUAUGCGACGCCUCCUCAACAGAGUCCAUCAACUACUCUACGCAAAGGACACGGGCGCCGCAUUCGACCACACUCGCUUUCCACGCAUCGUUGCCGAACUACAGCGACAGCUCGAUGACUGGCGUGAAGUAUUACCAGCCUCAUUCUCUUUCAGCAUAGAUACGGAAGAGGCAGCAACAGCGGCUGGUGGAUUCCUUCGACAACGAUAUCUGACCUGCAAGGGCGUGAUUUACCGACCCUAUCUGAUGUGGAUGCUAAGCAGUAGCUACGCUGAGACGAGGGUGCCUCCAAUACCAGAUGCUAUGCAAAAUUGCAAGCUAUGCCUGGACGCUUGCUUGCUGCAUGCCUUAGACCUAAGAGGAUUCCCGCAAACAGUUCUGAUUGACACGUGGAUAUGCUCACUUUCAAUGUCUGGAGCCAUGCUGAUCAUCCUCGCUGCAUCACACGUACCGGCUCUCAAAGAGUUCAUUGGCUCACGAGCCACACUUGUAGGAAGCCAUCUUGAGAAGUUGUUCCGAAACUGGCGUGAGGUCUCAUUCGGAGGAGACUCGCCAAGUGUUGACCGAAGUAUGUGGCUUAUACAACAAGCAGAUAGUUAUAUAAGGGACUGCUAUUGAAGGCGCUCAUAGUAUUGGCUGUUACAUAAAUAAUAAUCAGGAUUAUAAGAAGGGUUAAAACUGGUUAGCGGCCCUGGCUAUGUCUCCAGCCGACUGCCACCGAGAAUCGGAGCAUGGUUCACGGAUCGACUCAAGU